CGGCCGCGCCAGUGUCCGCUAGACUGCCGAGCGCGCCGGGCCUCCCGCUUCCCCGCGCCUCGCUCGGCCACGCGUCCCGUGAUCGAACAAUUCAAGUCAACCGUCGCGAGUGCAGUAUGACACUAGUGAGCUAGCGGGCCGCUGUGACGGUGUCUGUUGUGUAUGUGUGCACGUGCUUGUGUGUUGUGUCGAGGCCCGUGACGAAAAACUUUCGUUGUGGCCAGCGGAGCCUUGCACCCGGGCUCGGGCCGAGCUUUCAUGGCUCAGCCUAGGUACGACGAGGGCCUCCACGGGGGUGGUUACAUGGAGGGGGGCGCGAUGUACCACGAGCACAGACUGACGCACCCCCACCUACCCGCGGUCCACUACCCCCCGCCGGCGGCGCCCGCGCACGCGCUGCCUGGCGAGCCGCUCGUCCAUAAGAGAGACAAGGACGCAAUAUACGGGCACCCCCUAUUUCCCCUGCUGGCGCUGAUCUUCGAGAAGUGCGAGCUGGCGACGUGCACCCCGCGCGACCCCGGCGUGGCCGGCGGCGACGUCUGCUCCUCAGAGUCUUUUAAUGAGGACAUCGCUGUCUUCAGCAAACAGAUACGCCAAGAGAAACCUUAUUAUAUAGCGGACCCUGAAGUAGACUCAUUAAUGGUGCAAGCGAUACAAGUUUUACGGUUUCACCUAUUAGAAUUAGAAAAAGUCCACGAGUUGUGCGACAACUUCUGCCACCGCUACAUCAGCUGUCUGAAGGGCAAGAUGCCGAUCGACCUCGUGAUAGACGAGCGGGAGUCCGCGCGGCCGCCCGACGCCAACGGCGAGCGCUCCGCCCCCGACAGCAGCCACGACGGAGCCUCCACCCCCGACGUCAGACCGCCCUCGUCGUCGCUGUCUUACGGCGGCGCCGUGAACGACGACGUACGGUCCCCCGGCUCCGGCGGCACCCCCGGCCCCCUCAGUCAGCCCCCGCCGCAGACCCUCGACGCGACAGAUCCAGAUGCAAUGGGCAAAUGGUGUCCGUCGCGGCGCGAGUGGUCUUCCCCGCCCGACGUGGCGCGGCGGGUCUACUCCUCCGUGUUCCUAGGCAGCCCGGGAGAAUACCCUGGGGACGCCAGUAACGCGAGUAUCGGCUCCGGUGAGGGCACGGGCGAGGAGGACGAUGAGUCCAACGGCAAGAAAAACCAAAAGAAACGCGGCAUCUUCCCCAAAGUUGCCACCAAUAUCCUGCGGGCGUGGCUCUUUCAGCACUUAACGCAUCCGUACCCCUCAGAAGACCAAAAGAAGCAGCUAGCACAGGACACAGGGUUAACGAUACUACAAGUAAAUAAUUGGUUCAUCAAUGCGAGACGUAGGAUAGUGCAGCCAAUGAUAGACCAAUCAAAUAGAGCAGUGUUCCCGCACGCCGGCCCUAGCGGCGCCUACAGCCCCGAGGCGACCAUGGGCUACAUGAUGGACGGCCAGCAGAUGAUGCACAGGCCUCCCACGGACCCGGCCUUCCAUCACGGCUACGCGCAGUACCCAGCCGAGUAUUACGGCCACCAUCUCUAAUACAAGGAACUUUGUACAUACAUGAAUAAAACUCGCACAGUACGGCCAUCGCUCGAGGCCGACCGCGAGGCCGCGGCCGAGGCCUCCGCACGCGCGUCCGAGCGCGGCCUCAUGUGAUACGGGACGCGGGACGUGACGCCCACGCGACGGUCACGUGAUGCGUGCGACACUAAAGGAGAACGGAUGCUACGUGUACAUAAAGCGAAAACAUUUUUGUAAUAUUUGAAACAGUAUACGAUCUCCUAAAUUAAGAUUUAAAGUCAACUUUAAUGUUUAAAUAAAUGUAAAAUAACGCGAAGUGACAACGUGGACGCUAUAAACGGUGCAAUCACCUAAUAUAAAUAAAUACAACGGUUUUAUCACUCGGAGCAUAGAGGAUCGAUAAAUGUAACAAUAAAAUGGUUUGAUAGUUAUCGUAUAAAUAUUUAUAGCUAAUUGUGUAUUGUUAUUACGUAAAUAUAAAUAAUUGAUUAGUUGUAAGUUGUAAUGUAACUAUCACUGGAAGUACUGGGUCGAGGAGGACGAAUGAUAAUAGAAAUGGUACUUUUGUAAAGGCGUUAUGUAUGUAAUAAAUAGAUUAUUUAUGAUUUCAACACACACGCUGUGUAUGGACUGGUAUAUAUGAGUUUGAAACUACAUGGCUCGUUCAGAUAUUUCAAGUCACUCGACCGAUAACUUGCGAGCCUGCUCGUAUAUGCCAGUCGCUACACAGGUUACACCCUCCCGCAGGUUACUGUGUAACUUGUAUUGUCGUGCCGGCGUUGCGUCUGUUACCAUCCCAUUAUUUAUUCAUCACGCUCAGUCGUACUUCUAGUAACGUCAAUUUCUCCAAGUAAAUUUUAAUUGCGAACGAAACUUUUCGUAAUUUUGCGUUACAGGUUGAAUACAUAUCUUUGAUAUAUAUACCUAUCUAUAUACUAUUGUGAUGAUAUUGUGGUUCGGGUAUGAUUGUUUCACCUUGCCUUGGUGUUCAUUAAUGUAGCACAAUUUGUAACCGAUGUAUACGAUGACAAAAAUAUAUUUUACGAUGUUGAACAAAGAGAUUUUACGUCUAUUUUGUCUUGUAGCGGAUACCUGACAAUUAUGCCUUCACCAGACCAAGGGGUCAUCAAGUAAAAAACGCAAGGGAACGAUCGAAAAAUACCUUGAAAUAUAAAAUUGCGCGUUCCUAAUUAUGACCCUAUAAAAAUGGUAUUUAUGAAAUUAAGGAUACAGUCUACCAGCUUGAUAAACCACCUGAAAACAUUGUCGAAACGAAACAAUCGAUAUAUGUACCUAUUCAUAAUAAAGUAAAAUGUAUGGUUGACGUGAUAUGACAAAGUUUCAUAAAGACAUACUCGUACAUCAAAAUGAUGGACUGUAUCCUUCUGUGUGACCUCGACUGAUACGAGAGCUUCUCAUAGGUUACUAUUAUGUUCCGUACUUUAACACGAACUAUUAAUUUUAAACUUUUUCUUGUGAUUUCAAAGAUUUUAGUCACGUCGGAGAAA
Messenger RNA from Cydia strobilella, 3026 nucleotides. RefSeq names its product homeobox protein homothorax (gene hth). NCBI's taxonomy places the organism in Eukaryota, Metazoa, Arthropoda, Insecta, Lepidoptera, Tortricidae. The transcript is spliced from 14 exons. Gene Ontology annotation, molecular function: RNA polymerase II cis-regulatory region sequence-specific DNA binding; DNA-binding transcription activator activity, RNA polymerase II-specific. Gene Ontology annotation, biological process: positive regulation of cell population proliferation; brain development; eye development. The coding region runs from base 259 to 1536 and encodes 425 amino acids. The record is from RefSeq and is a predicted model, not a curated record.